This is a messenger RNA of Tarenaya hassleriana, 3329 nucleotides long. RefSeq names its product insulin-degrading enzyme-like 1, peroxisomal. Gene Ontology annotation, molecular function: metalloendopeptidase activity; metal ion binding. Gene Ontology annotation, cellular component: cytosol; mitochondrion. The record is from RefSeq and is a predicted model, not a curated record. Bases 100 to 3012 code for a protein of 970 amino acids. Lineage: Eukaryota; Viridiplantae; Streptophyta; Magnoliopsida; Brassicales; Cleomaceae. The transcript is spliced from 26 exons. Gene Ontology annotation, biological process: peptide catabolic process.
CAGUGAAAAGACAUUUGGGAAGCGACGUAUAAAAGCCCCCACCGAAAUCUAAGCAAUUAUCGCAGACGAAACUACCCGAAGAAUCGAAAUCGAGCGGCGAUGGCGGUCGGCAAAGAGAACGCGGUGGCGGGGGAAGUCGAGAUUCUGAAGCCGCGUACGGACAAGAGAGAGUACCGGAGAAUUGUGCUCAAGAACUCGCUCCAGGUCUUGUUGAUCAGCGAUCCGGAGACCGACAAGUGUGCUGCUUCGAUGGAUGUCGGUGUUGGAUCCUUCUCGGACCCAGAAGGACUUGAAGGGCUUGCUCAUUUCCUAGAGCAUAUGCUGUUUUAUGCUAGUGAAAAGUACCCGGAUGAAGAUAGUUACUCAAAGUACAUCACAGAGCAUGGAGGCAGCACAAAUGCUUUUACGGCGACUGAGCAGACAAACUACCAUUUCGAUGUCAAUGCUGACUGUUUUGAAGAGGCGUUGGACAGAUUUGCCCAGUUCUUUAUCAAACCACUGAUGUCAGCUGAUGCCACCAUGAGGGAGAUCAAUGCUGUUGACUCUGAAAAUCAGAAAAACUUAUUGUCUGAUGCAUGGCGAAUGCACCAGUUGCAGAAGCAUUUAAGUAGGGAAGACCAUCCAUUUCACAAAUUUAGCACAGGAAAUUUGGAUACUCUUCAUGUACGACCCCAAGCAAAAGGAGUGGAUACAAGGAGUGAGCUUAUUAAGUUCUAUAAUGAACAUUAUUCUGCUAACAUCAUGUAUUUGGUUGUAUAUGGGAAAGAAAGCCUUGAUAAAAUUCAAGGUCUUGUAGAAGCGAAGUUCCAAGAUAUCCGAAACACCGACAAGGGUAUCACUAGAUUUCCUGGCCAGCCUUGUGCUUUGGACCAUUUACAGAUUCUUGUCAAGACUGUUCCCAUUAAACAAGGCCACAAGUUGAAGAUUGCAUGGCCUGUAACUCCUAGCAUUCAUCAUUAUAAGGAAGCACCAAGCAGGUACCUGGGUCACCUUAUUGGCCAUGAAGGCGAAGGAAGUUUGUUUCAUGCCCUAAAAACUUUGGGUUGGGCAACGGGACUGUCUGCUGGUGAAGGAGAUUGGACACUAGAUUAUUCUUUCUUCAAGGUUGCGAUCGAUCUUACUGAUGCUGGUCAUGAGCAUAUGCAAGAUAUUUUAGGGCUGUUGUUCAGAUACAUUCAGCUUUUGCAACAGUCUGGUGUUUGCCAGUGGAUUUUUGAUGAGCUUUCUUCUAUUUGUGAGACGAAAUUCCAUUAUCAAGACAAAGUGCGACCAAUUUCUUAUGUAGUGGAUAUCGCGACAAACAUGCAGAUAUAUCCAAUCAAGGAUUGGCUAGUUGGAUCAUCAUUGCCCUCUAAUUUCAAUCCAGCUAUUAUACAAAAGGUGUUAGAUGAGCUUUCUUCCAAUACUGCUCGACUCUUUUGGGAAUCAAAGAAAUUUGAAGGACAGACGGACAAGGUUGAGCCAUGGUAUAACACUGCUUAUUCUGUUGAGAAUAUUACCAGUUCCACCAUUCAGGAAUGGAUGCAGUCUGCGCCUGAGGUUAACCUGCAUCUACCAGCGCCUAAUGUCUUUAUUCCUACGGAUUUAUCUUUAAAGGAUGCUAAAGAUAAGGGCACUUGUCCAGUUUUGUUGAGAAAGUCACCCUUCUCAAGAUUGUGGUACAAGUCUGAUACAAUGUUCUCCACACCAAAGGCUUAUGUCAAGAUGGAUUUCAACUGUCCUAUAGCAGUCAGCUCUCCUGAUGCUGCAGUUCUUACUGACAUUUUUACACGGUUGCUGAUGGACUAUUUGAAUGAAUAUGCUUAUGAUGCACAGGUUGCUGGUCUGUAUUAUGGAAUAAGCCUCUCAGACAAUGGUUUUGAGCUGACUCUUCUUGGUUAUAAUCACAAAUUGAGGAUCUUGCUGGAAACUAUUGUUGAAAAAAUUGCAAAUUUUGAAGUUAAACCUGACAGGUUUUCUGUUAUCAAGGAAACGGUCACUAAGGAAUAUGAAAAUUUCAAAUUCCGACAACCGUAUCAGCAAGCCAUGUAUUAUUGCUCAUUAAUAUUACAAGAUCAGACCUGGCCUUGGACAGAAGAACUUGAUGUUCUUUCCCAUCUGGAGGCGGGGGAUGUAGCAAAGUUUGUUCCAUUGUUGUUGUCAAGGACAUUUUUCGAGUGUUAUGUAGCAGGUAAUGUUGAGAGUAAUGAAGCUGAGUCGAUGAUCAAGCAUAUCGAAGAUAUUCUCUUUCAGGAUCCAAAACCCAUCUGCCGACCAUUGUUUCCAUCCCAACAUCUAACAAAUAGGGUUGUAAAGCUCGAGAAAGGAAUGAAAUACUUCUACCAUCAAGAUGGAUCAAACCCUAGCGAUGAAAAUUCUGCAAUUGUGCACUAUAUUCAGGUUCAUCGAGAUGCUUUCAUCAUGAAUGUUAAACUUCAGCUUUUUGCUCUGAUUGCAAAACAAGCAACCUUUCACCAGCUUAGAACAGUCGAGCAACUUGGUUACAUCACUGCCCUUGCCCAGAGGAACGAUUCUGGCAUCCAUGGUGUACAGUUCAUUAUCCAGUCCUCAGUAAAGGGUCCUGGACAUAUUGAUUCAAGGGUGGAGUCAUUCCUCAAGAACUUUGAGAGUAAGCUUUAUGAGAUGAGCGUUGAGGAAUUUAAGAGCAAUGUAACAGCUUUGAUAGAUAUGAAGCUUGAAAAGCACAAGAACUUGAAGGAGGAAUCCUGGUUUUACUGGCAAGAAAUCCAAAAUGGAACCCUCAGAUUCAAUCGUAGAGAUGCAGAGGUUGCUGAACUGAGGAAGAUCACACAGCAAGACUUGAUCGGUUUCUUCAAUGAUCACAUAAAGGUUGGAGCUUGCGGCAAGAAAUCCCUGAGCAUUCGCGUAUACGGGAGUCCACAUUUGUCGGAAAUGCCGUCAGACAAAGAGCAGAUCCCGUCGCCAUCAGUCGAAAUCAAGGACGUUUUCGGUUUCAGGAAGUCGAGACCUCUUUACGGCUCGUUCAGGGGAUGUGGCCAACUGAAACUGUGAGAGAAAAGAGUUGGGAGUCUUAAACUAAAGACAGCUUCAUUUCAUUGCCCCUAUUCAAUCGAAUGACAGUGUUCUUUUUCACUUCCUUUUGUGUACUUCCAAAUGUGUUCAUACUGGAUUUUACAUGGACUGUAUUAUAUAAUAUGUUCAUACUGGAUUUGCCUUUUGGGAUUUGGGAUUUGGUUGUUGGCCUUUGGGAAUAAGACCGGGUGGAGAGAGAGUAACUUUUAGUUGUAUUUUACUGGUGUUAGGAUUAUAGAUUGUACCAUGCAUGAUCUUCGUAUUCGGGCGCCCAUAUGUAUACGGUGAUAUUCAUA